UAUAUUCUUGUUAGUUUUUUCACAGCUAAAUAUUUCCCUUGAUUUUUAUUAGGAAAACAGAUGGCAUUGCCCUAGGGCAGGCAUUGUGUGUGUGUGUGUGUGUGUGUGUGUGUGUGUGUGUGUGUGUUUCCUUAGCCUGGGAGCUCCCUGAAAGCUGUGGAAAAUUGGAAAUUAAGGUUGGGGAACAGAGAUCUUUCCCUUUUUUCCUUAAGCUCCACACUGUUUCAUCCCAAAUUAGACUGGAUUCACACCCUAUUCUUCAGGUUCUCACAUUCUCCUCCAUUUGGGGAAGUUUUUCUUCCAGGAGGACAAAAAGAAGGGGCACGAUUUGGAGGGCUAGGGCUAGAAAAAAGAUGGGAAAGAGGGGGAGAACGAGGAGGAAGAAAACCCCUGAGGCUUGCAGUUUUCAGGCAUCCAGGACAAGGAGGCCCCUUCCUGGUCUGACUCUUGGGAGGCUGGGGUUCCAACUCCAUUGUGACCUAACAAUAAUUGUGAUGAUAAGACCAAGAUAUGUAGGGAUAAGGGGAAGCCCUUGUCACUUUUGUUCUCUAGAGUGGGAUAGGACACACUCCUGAGGUGGGUUAAGUAGUGUGGGGACAAAUUUCCCAAGUGACACAGAAAUAACUAAGGAAUGGAUAAGCGGGGCAAUGGUCUGAAGAUCCCUCUGUGGAAAAAGAAUCCAGAAGAAUUCCUGGAUAAUGAAGUGGAAGAGGGGGACAAUGAAGAGGAGGAGAAUUCUGAUGAGAAGGAGUCAGAUGAGGCAGAGAAUGCAUCAGAGAAGGAGGGGGAUUACUGGGAAUCGGGGCAGGAGCUCCAGGAUGGUGAUGGGAAAGACAAAGGCUCAGUAUCUUACUGUCCUCUCCGUCAAGAGUCCAGUGCAUCUGAGGUGUCGUCCCUGAGGCGCUCUGAGAGUGGAUUCUGGACCUGGCUCAGUCCCCUUACCCUUCUCUCCAAUCUAGCCUUUCCUGUGGACAGGAAGAGGAUCCAGCCCGGGCAGAUGUGCCUCCUGGAGAAGCAGCGAACCAAUGAUGGACCCUGUUCCCGCUGUGAGAUUCUUUUCUGCAGGAAAUGCGAGACUCUGCACUGUGACCCCAAUUAUGUUGAGCACUGUAUCCUGGACCACUGGGAAGGGGGUGCUUCAGAUCGUGAAGAAUUUGAGGCAGAACCAAAAAGCCCUUCCCAGGAGACAGUUUUGUUUAUGAAUCCUCCCUUCGUGGUGGAGGAUGUUCAAUAAAGCUCUCGGUGCAUCAAUUAA
Sarcophilus harrisii (Tasmanian devil) is the source of this 1255-nucleotide messenger RNA. It is a transcript of the gene PGBDF, whose product is annotated as chromosome 4 C17orf50 homolog. The record is from RefSeq and is a predicted model, not a curated record. The transcript is spliced from 4 exons. NCBI's taxonomy places the organism in Eukaryota, Metazoa, Chordata, Mammalia, Dasyuromorphia, Dasyuridae. The coding region runs from base 632 to 1234 and encodes 200 amino acids.